AUGGUUGACUCUCAGCUCCAAUGUUGCAACUGUGGUCACAGUUCCAACACUUUUGAACCUCUGAUUGACCUGAGUUUGGAGAUUGAAAGUGUGGACAGCGUUCCAAGUGCACUGGGGUCUUUUACCAAGAUGGAAAAGAUCGAAGAUUCAGAAAUUAAGUUUACAUGUGAGAAUUGUAAGGAAGAGGUGGCAGUGGAAAAGCAACUUAUGGUGGAUCAGGCCCCAUCUGUUGCUGUGUUCCAUUUGAAAAGGUUUAAGGCUGAUGGGUCUUUUGUCGAGAAGAUUGAUAAACAUGUGGACUUUUCAUUGGAGUUGGACUUGCAGUCCUACAGUACUAGUACUAGUGGUGAUAAUGCGGGGCUGAUGUAUGAUCUCUAUGGAAUUAUCGUCCAUGUUGGGUUUUCAUCUGCUUCUGGGCAUUACUUCAGCUUCAUUCGUUCUUCUCCAGACACAUGGUAUAGGUUGGAUGACUCGAGG
Morus notabilis is the source of this 477-nucleotide messenger RNA. Its product is annotated as ubiquitin carboxyl-terminal hydrolase 20-like. Gene Ontology annotation, biological process: protein deubiquitination. The transcript has 2 exons. Lineage: Eukaryota; Viridiplantae; Streptophyta; Magnoliopsida; Rosales; Moraceae. Gene Ontology annotation, cellular component: cytosol; nucleus. The record is from RefSeq and is a predicted model, not a curated record. The annotation marks the transcript as partial. Gene Ontology annotation, molecular function: cysteine-type deubiquitinase activity; cysteine-type endopeptidase activity.